Messenger RNA from Necator americanus (New World hookworm), 1653 nucleotides. RefSeq lists its product as uncharacterized. The coding region runs from base 1 to 1653 and encodes 550 amino acids. The record is from RefSeq and is a predicted model, not a curated record. Gene Ontology annotation, biological process: carboxylic acid metabolic process; sphingolipid catabolic process. Gene Ontology annotation, molecular function: pyridoxal phosphate binding; sphinganine-1-phosphate aldolase activity. NCBI's taxonomy places the organism in Eukaryota, Metazoa, Nematoda, Chromadorea, Rhabditida, Ancylostomatidae. Gene Ontology annotation, cellular component: endoplasmic reticulum. The transcript has 14 exons.
AUGGGCUUCUCAGGAGUGCUAGAACUUGUGGCAUCAAGUGUUUCUAAUGGGCACAAUGCCGUUAGUAACCGACUACGUGCAAUCGAUCCAUUGUGGCUUGUUCUUGGAACUGUAGGAGGGACAGUAAUCUAUCUGAAGGUGGUUCGACUAUAUAGGCGUAGCGAAGAGCCCUUGCUUAAGCGUAUGACUGCCUAUGCAUUCUCCCAAAUUCGUCGUUUACCUCUUGUGAAGAAGAAAAUAGACAAGGAACUAGCAGGUGCCAAGAAGGAGAUAAUUGAAACGAUUCACAAGGAUGACAGCGAUAGGGUGUUUAUUUCUGAACUACCGGUGAAAGCCAUUUCGUCGGAUUCAGUACUUGAUCUUGCUAGCAAGUAUGAAAUGUACGGUAAAUUUGCUAUUGAUGAGGGUCGUGUCUCUGGUGCUGUUUACACUGAUAGGUCUCCGCAACAUAUCGAACUCUUGACCAAGAUCUACAGCAAAUAUGCCUAUUCAAAUCCACUUCACCCAGAUGUUUUUCCGGGAGCCCGUAAAAUGGAAGCAGAGACAAUUCGCAUGGUCUUAAAUCUGUACAAUGCUCCACCGGAAAGUUCUGGGAGUCUCACAACUGGCGGAACAGAAUCAAUAAUUCUUGCUUGUUUGGCAUACAGGAACAGGGUUUUGCAACUAGGCGUUGAAACUCCUGUUAUUGUUUGUGCAAGAACGGCGCAUGCUGCUUUUGAUAAGGCGGCUUUUCUUUGCGGUAUGCGUGUUCGUCAUGUAGAUGUGGAUAACAACAAUCGGGUCGAUAUAAAGCUUAUGGAGAAGGCAAUAGACUCUGAUGUCUGCAUGCUUGUAGCAUCCGCGCCUAAUUUCCCGUCAGGUACUGUGGAUCCUGUGCCAGAAGUAGCCAAGCUUGGAAGCAAGUAUGGGAUUCCAGUGCAUGUUGAUGCAUGUCUAGGAGGAUUUCUUAUUCCAUUUAUGGCUGAUUGUGGAUUCAGUAUACCUAUCUUUGAUUUUCGAAAUCCUGGUGUGACUAGUAUCAGUUGCGACACUCACAAGUACGGCUGCACACCGAAAGGAAGUUCAGUAGUAAUGUACCGUUCCAAGGAAUUAUUGCACUACCAAUAUUUCUCAGUUCCUGAGUGGACCGGUGGAAUUUAUGCUACCCCGACCAUAUGCGGAAGCCGUGCUGGAGCCAAUUCAGCCGCCGCUUGGGCCACAUUAUUGUCAUUUGGUAGAAAUGAAUAUCGCAAAAGAUGUGAGGCGAUCAUUUCCAACGCAAGGAAAAUAGCAGCAGGCAUAGAAACUAUCAACGGAUUAGAGCUUCAUGGCUCUCCAGACGUAUCGGUGGUUGCUUUCAAGAGCUCAUCAUUCAAUAUUUUUGCAGUUAGUGAUAAAAUGAACAAGAGAGGAUGGAAUUUGAACACUCUUCAGAAUCCUAAUGCUAUUCACAUAUGUCUUACCUACAAUCACGCCAGUCAAAAGGUGGUUGAUUCUUUUCUCAAAGAUCUCGCAGAAGUUACUACUGAAGUGAUUGUCAGCUCCGACAAAGGAGAAAAAAGUCCCACGGCAGCUCUCUACGGAAUGGCAGCUCAAAUUCCCGACAAGUCCUUAGUGGACGAAAUGACGUUUGAGUUUCUCGAUGCGUGUUAUGCGGAACCUCCUCAACACUAA